AUGGGAAAAGCCGGCCACAUCGCGCGUAUCCUCGCACCCUAUGGAUUGACCAUUAAGUCAUUGAUCUGCAUCAUUAUGGUCGGAUUGAGUUGCACAACAGCCAGUUCAAAUCUCUUGUACUAUCUCUACGUCAUGCGCAUAAGGAAUAUCUUCGGUGGUAAUGGCAUUUCCGAUACCACCGCCAACGAUGUUGAGGCUGUAAUCAGCAUCCAUCAGGAUAACUCCGAUAUCGCGGACUACAACAACAUCGGCCUUUUGGGCUACUGUGAGGGUGAGAUAACCAACAACAAAGACAACACCACCUCUUGCUCUAAGCCCGAGGCUGACUUCUACUUUGACCCUCUGGGCCGUCCCGAGAAUAGAUGA
Molecule: messenger RNA, 366 nt
Organism: Penicillium soppii
Lineage: Eukaryota; Fungi; Ascomycota; Eurotiomycetes; Eurotiales; Aspergillaceae
Exons: 2
Coding region: 1-366 (121 amino acids)
Cellular component (GO): plasma membrane
Source: RefSeq, a predicted model, not a curated record